AUGGCUCUUUGGGCCGAUAUAACCGAUCCCCAACGACAUUUUGAGAUCGAAGUUCCACUGAGAGCACUUGAGGAACCAGUAUUACGUUAUGCAAUCUUUGCGUUCUCUUCUCGACAUAUAGAUAGACAGAGACAAAAAGACAUAUCUGAAGCCCUACAAUACCAUAACCACUGCCUACAGCUUCUUAUUCCCGUUCUGUCUGGCCCCAGAGAUAGUAUCACAGAUACGGUUCUUGCUGCAGUCGCGAUUCUCCGGCAGCAUGAGGAAAUGGACUGUGAGGACCAUCAGUUCCAUUUGACAGGCACAACCCAGAUCUUGAAUACGAUAUCAUCGUUCGGAUCAAGCGGAGGCCUUGGUGAGGCAGCAGCUUGGUUAUGCCUGCGCGAGGACAUUUACAUAUCACUCAUUUCGCAACGACCAUUACAGACGGAUUUGCAUCGUUUCAGCAAUUCGAAUGUCUUCAGCCGGGAGGACGAUUUUGCUUGGGCGAGUCGGAUGGUAUUUCUUCUAGCCAAGGUUCUCAAACACGCAUUCAAUUACGAUCGCACUGUCAAUCAUUCGAUACUAGAAGACAUUGGUAAGGAGAUUGAGAAAUGGAAUACCAGAAAGCCGUCCACAUUCCAGCCCAUCCAAUAUGUCCCUCGUAGCAGUGAGGUACAUAGAAGAUUUCCAGGAGUCUGGAUGCUGCUGCCCGUCCACGGUCGGUCCCCAACUCAAGUUUUCGCUAGUCCUACCAACUGA
This is a messenger RNA of Aspergillus bombycis, 741 nucleotides long. RefSeq lists its product as uncharacterized. Bases 1 to 741 code for a protein of 246 amino acids. Gene Ontology annotation, biological process: positive regulation of transcription by RNA polymerase II. Gene Ontology annotation, molecular function: transcription cis-regulatory region binding; DNA-binding transcription factor activity. Lineage: Eukaryota; Fungi; Ascomycota; Eurotiomycetes; Eurotiales; Aspergillaceae. The transcript is spliced from 3 exons. The record is from RefSeq and is a predicted model, not a curated record. Gene Ontology annotation, cellular component: nucleus.